Messenger RNA from Theobroma umbraticum, 911 nucleotides. The record is from RefSeq and is a predicted model, not a curated record. Lineage: Eukaryota; Viridiplantae; Streptophyta; Magnoliopsida; Malvales; Malvaceae.
UACAACAUAGGAGGAAAUGGAAGCUAAAAGUUUGACAAUGUCAAGCUCUUCUUUGCAUUUGCUCCAAGUCUUAUUAUUAUCUUUUUCCAUUCCUCUUCUCAUGUCAAACAUGCAGACAAUCUCAGGCGCUGUGACUACUAAAGCCAAUUCUACCAGAACUUACAAAAAUUUCAUCAAAACAGCCUGCAACACAACCAGGUACCCCAAAGAGUGCAACAAAGCUCUCUCCCCUUUUGCAUCCACCAUUAAAACCGAUCCCCAGAAGCUUUGCGACACAGUCUUGUCCUUAACGCUAAAUGCCACACGCAAUACGUCUUCAUCAAUAGAAUCACUGUCAAAAAUGAAGGGGUUAAGUCCUUCCGAAACCGAAAUCAUCCGUGAUUGUUCUGAAACUGUAGGUGAUGCCAUCGACGAGCUCACGGACUCCUUGACAAUGGCCAGGGCGCAAGGCUCGGAACGUAGGACGGAAAUGGGUAACGUAAGGACUUGGGUUAGCGCCGCCCUGACGAAUGAGUACACAUGCACGGAUGAAUUUGAAGGCCAGAAAGUAAGCAAAGCUGUGAACAACACAAUCAAGAAGAGCGUGGUAUCUGCCAAAAUGACUAGCAAUUGUUUGGCUCUUUUCAAUUUACUGGAUUACUGAAGUGUUAUCAUUAAUUAUCAUCUUUGUUUUAUUGUUUAAUGCAGAUGUGUAUAUAUAUAUAUAUAUAUAUAUAUAUAUAUAUAUAUAUUUCUUGAAAGGCUUAAUACAGAUGUAUAUGGUGUAAGUUAAUUCUAUUAGAAGGGUGCAAUAUGUAUCUGAAAUUAUGUUUAUCUCUAAUCCACUAGAUACAAUAAUGAUGUAAAAUUGUAUUUCUUAUUGCAUAUGCUCUUAUACUUGUUAUAUAUAUUUGAUUUUAGAAUUUUAAGAU